AGAUGACUGUGACGCAACACCCCAGCUUCCCGGAAAUAAGCGACAGAACGGCAGAGGAUCCCAAACAUGAACCCCAAACGCGAAUUUCCCCGCGUUGCACCGGCACUUGCCUGUCUGACGUUCCUCCAGACAGUCACCCUCGCGGAGGCGUACGAUGCGGGCGACGCGGUGGCCCUGCUGCUGGGAACUGUCGUUGUCAUGGUGGGUUUCUGCGCCUGCCUGGGCUGGUACGCACGGAAGCGGAACAGACUGUUGUGAGAAAGGAUCGUCUGCUUCUGCUGCUUUGCGGUCUUGUUAUCAUCCAACAUAUAACUGUAUAUAAAUCAAUCUCCUACUAUGGACAUCUUGGAGCAAAGUUGGGACCAACACGUACGGAAAUUACCUCCGGAAGCACGUGAUGGAGAAGAACCGGAAGUAAAUCAAGAUGCAGUCCGGUUUUAAAGCACCAAAUGCUGCUGUUGCCUCUACAGAAAGACUUUUGGAAAUAUUCUCCUUAAGAUUCUUGCUUUUUUGUUUAUUUUUCAUUGCUCAACGUGUGUGUUUAGAACACAAUUGCUAAAAAAAAUAAAAGCACAUAAGCCAUGA
Molecule: messenger RNA, 585 nt
Organism: Dunckerocampus dactyliophorus (ringed pipefish)
Lineage: Eukaryota; Metazoa; Chordata; Actinopteri; Syngnathiformes; Syngnathidae
Product: small integral membrane protein 30-like
Exons: 1
Coding region: 67-258 (63 amino acids)
Source: RefSeq, a predicted model, not a curated record